Neltuma alba is the source of this 1931-nucleotide messenger RNA. Its product is annotated as RING-H2 finger protein ATL66. NCBI's taxonomy places the organism in Eukaryota, Viridiplantae, Streptophyta, Magnoliopsida, Fabales, Fabaceae. The transcript has 2 exons. The coding region runs from base 177 to 701 and encodes 174 amino acids. Gene Ontology annotation, molecular function: transferase activity. The record is from RefSeq and is a predicted model, not a curated record. Gene Ontology annotation, biological process: protein ubiquitination.
CACGUUUGCCUGUGGUCUCUGGUAUUCAUAAAUUAAUGCGGAGUCACAGUAUUCAGUGAGUCCGCAUUGGAUCCUCUGAAGCGCCUUUAUGCCCCAGUCAGCCAUCGCCGCCGCCUUCACGAUCACCGUGUCCCUCGCCGACGUCGUCGCUUCCACCGUUGUAGCCUAGAACCGCUAUGACAAGCCAAGAUUCACAGGGUUUUACAUGGCACUACACGGAGCUGGAUGACCGAAACCUCGAAAUCCGAGGCCGAACAUUUUUCUUUGUGGUCGUCCUGUUCUCCAUUAUCCUUAUCAUGACCCUUCUUUUCCUUUAUGCUCGCUGGAUCUGGAGGUACCGGGGCCAACAUUCCACCACCUACCAUUCCAAUGGAGCGCGCCUAGCGCCGCCGGCCCCUCCGGCACAGGGCCUCGACCCCGCUUCGAUCAAGGAACUGCCUAUAAUUUUGCACCAAAGAACUUCGGAGGCCAACAGUAAAUUGGAGGAAACAGAGUGCUGUAUUUGCCUCGGUACGUUCAAAGACGGGGAGAAAUUGAAGGUUUUGCCCGGCUGUGACCAUAGCUUCCAUUGUGAGUGUGUUGAUAAGUGGCUUUCCAAUCACUCUAGUUGUCCUCUCUGCAGAUCUUCUCUCAAGGUUCAUCUUUCCCUUCCCAAGAUUUUGAUUCAAGAACCACCCAAUCGAAUCAAUCUUCCCUUGUAGCUUUCUUUUAUUUCUAGUAUGAAUCUCUAACUCGGCGGCUAUUUAUAAUUGAGCCGUGAACACAUAACAAGUAAUUGUAAAUUAAACUUUCUUUUUAAUUUAGACUUGAACUGGUGAUUGCAAAUGGAAAAAAGAUAAUUAGGAAAGUGGACUUGUUGGUGGGAAUAUUUAAUUCGAGUUCUUCGGUGGUUCUUAAGUUAGAUAGCAGUUCCAAAGACAUGCUAGUUAGGGACGCCACUUGUGCGAUCAAAGUCCUGAAAGAAGGUGGUGUUUUGAGUCAGCUUAUGGGCUGGGUGUGUGAGUCCUAGAGGAAAAUGAUCCAGCUUGGUGGUUCGUUGGGCAAAAUGGAAGUGAGAAGUUAUUAAAAAUUGGCACCCCAAUAUCUGAGUAGAUGAUUCUGUUCUGCGGUGAGUGCUGAUCUAUGUGUGCUUUGCAUCGGCUGGUGAGUUAGGAAGAUGCUUUGUUUGCUGUUAAAGGGUGGGUUGUCGCAUGACAUGGAAAGCUACAUGCGUCCAGCCCCACCUUUUGUAUGUUAAGUUGGGCGUUGCUUCCUUGCAGCUUGUACCACCGUGUCUUAGAGAUGAAGUUAGUCGAGUAGAAGCAGUAGGGGUAACAGGAUAAGAAUAAGAUCACGCGCUUCUGGAAUUUGGAGGUGGGUUGCUCUUUCUUGCUGUGAUCAACAAUGCAGGAGCAAUCAAUCAAUCAAUGCUGAUAUUUAAGGACACCUGGUGGGUCACUUAAUGAUGGAUGGGUUAGUGGCACGCUCGGCUUAUCCACUCCGCCUGUGUCUUCAAGAAUGUUUACCCCCUAUCGCGAGCGCGUUGAGCCCAAUACACACGACAGUGACGGACUGAACAUUAGUGAAGUUGGGCUCAUUGCAAUCAAACACAAUUGAUGUGCUGAAUAAGAAUGCCUUCGAAUAAGACUGUCUCUGAUAAAUAAAUAUAUAUAUAUAUAUAUAUAUAUAUAUGAGCUGUUAAAUUUAGUGACCCACAAAUGAAAAUGCAUAACACACGUCAUUUGUAUAUUCGUUCAAUUUCAUGCAAUGGUGGCCAACACAGACUUUCUCUUCUUUAAACUGAAAAAAGACCUGUCCCUUUUUUUUUUUAUUUUGAGGAAGAAAGUAGCAGUGCUUGUUCCAAUAAGGUAGACGUGUUAUUUUAUGCAGUUGCACUGAGGUUGAAUAAUAAAUUUAGUCAUGAAUUAUGAACAAUGACAUUUGUUAUAAAA